Messenger RNA from Pyricularia grisea, 2130 nucleotides. RefSeq lists its product as uncharacterized. The transcript has 3 exons. Bases 1 to 2130 code for a protein of 709 amino acids. Gene Ontology annotation, molecular function: prenyltransferase activity. NCBI's taxonomy places the organism in Eukaryota, Fungi, Ascomycota, Sordariomycetes, Magnaporthales, Pyriculariaceae. Gene Ontology annotation, biological process: isoprenoid biosynthetic process. The record is from RefSeq and is a predicted model, not a curated record.
AUGCUCUCCCAUGAGGAGCUGUACCCGUACUCGGAGCCGGUGGCCCGUGAGACGGUAGUGGCUUCGGGUGCCCUCACCUCUCUCCCCGUGCGCAUCCACCGGCACAACGCCCUGGCCGACGCUGGUGCGAUAUGCCUGACGGGUGACUGGGGGCGGAUCAUGCGCGACGGCCAGGACAAAAAGUCCAAUGGUUCACCGUGCAGCGUUGGCAACUGGGGUAGCUUUAUUUGGCCAGAAAGUAUCCCGGAUCGGUUGGGAUUGCUGUGCUAUCUUCUCGACGUCGGGUGUUUCCACGAUGAUGCCUGUGAAGAAAUGUCCAUCGCGGCAGCCCAUAUCGAACACAUGGACUUGGAUGCAGCCAUGGACGUUUCCGAUGCCCGCAGCUUGUCGGCCGAUUCCCGUUCCGCCAAGACCAAAGAUCUCGUCUCAAAUGCAAUUCUCGAAUGCGUCCGCGUCGACCGAGUGGGUGCGUUGCGGAUGUUGGAAGCGUACCGAAAGAAAUGGCUUGCCAUUAUGGAAACGUAUGAUACGGAAAAAAUAGAAACUUUGGACGAAUAUUUCGAAUCGAGGGCCAACAAUGGCGGCAUGGGUGCAUAUUAUGCAAUGCUGGAAUUCUCCCUGGGUAUUGUGGUUACGGAUGACGAGUAUUCCAUGAUGGCCGUUCCUAUACAGCAUGUGGAGCGGUGUAUGCUUUUGACCAACGAUUAUUGGAGUUGGCCGCGAGAGCGCGAGCAAGCCAAAACCCAAGAAGCGGGCAAGGUCUUCAACACGGUUUGGUUUAUGAUGAAACAAAACCCAACUUGGACUGAGGCCCAAGCAAAACAAAGAGUUGCCGAAAUGGUAGUGGAAGAGGAAACUAAAUGGGUGCAAUCCAAAGACGCUUUUUACGCCCAGCACCCAGGCUUGAGCCCUCACCUUAUUAAACUCCUGGAGAAUCUACACACUGCGUUGGCGGGUAACGACUAUUGGAGCUCGCAAUGCUACCGGCAUAAUGAUUGGACCCACGUCCCGGAACAGCCCGGACCUGAUCACCCGCUGGUCCAUGAGUUGGCCGGGCUUGGGAGGGCGGUGAUGCCGGAGGCCGAAAUCCUUGCAGCUUCCGCGGCAGAGGGAGACAAGACUCCCCUGUCAGAAGGGAAACCCGAGUCAACAACUACAUCUGUAUCCUCGGUCUUUGACAGCGUCGAGGACCUUGCAAAACCAAGCAUUGGCCGGGCGGAGGAGGUAAUCCAGGCUCCGAUCCAAUACAUCCAAUCCAUGCCGUCCAAAGGUUUCCGCUCUGCGCUCCUGGACUGCUACAGCCGGUGGCUGAAUGUACCUGCCAAAGAGAUGGAAAGCGUCAAGUCGGUUAUAAACUGCCUACAUGAUUCGUCCCUGAUUUUGGAUGAUAUCGAGGAUAGUUCACGCCUCCGCCGCGGGUUUCCGUCCACCCACGUCGUCUACGGCGAGGGACCUGCUAUCAACAGCGCCACGUAUCUUUACGUCCAGGCUGUGGCAGCCGUGCAUAGCCUCGACAACCGGGCAAUUAUGGACGUGCUGCUCCGCCAGCUGCAAAAACUUUUCCUCGGCCAGUCUCUGGAUUUGCACUGGACCGCCAAUCGUCGAUGCCCCACCAAGGAUGAAUAUUUGGGCAUGGUCAGUCAAAAGACCGGCGCCUUCAUUUCCAUGGUUGCAGAGCUUAUGAUCGCUGCCAGCGACGUGGACUGCCCCGAAAAGACCAGGGCCAUCUUUGCGCCCUUUUCGCAUCUUUCAGGGCUAUACUACCAGGUGCGUGACGAUUAUCUCAACAUCACGUCAGCUGAAUACGCGGACAAAAAGGGCUUUGCCGAGGAUUUGGACGAGCAAAAGUUCUCGUACAUGAUUGUGCAUCUGGCCCACGCGCGACCGGAUCUAAUGGUGCAGGUCGAGGGGAUUUUCCGCUCGAUGCGGGACGGCAAAGCUGAAAUCGUCGAAAGCAAAAAGUACUUGGUUGAUUUGCUGCACAAGAGUGGCGCGGUCGAUGCCACCAAAAAGUUGUUGAUUGGGUGGCAGCGUGAGAUUGUCAGGGAGAUCGACGCGCUCCAGGUGCAUUUUGGCACACCAAACCCGAGCCUGAGGCUGUUGAUGGAGAGUUUGUGGAUUGAGGACUGA